Molecule: messenger RNA, 1416 nt
Organism: Rotaria socialis
Lineage: Eukaryota; Metazoa; Rotifera; Eurotatoria; Philodinida; Philodinidae
Source: the annotation of a GenBank genome assembly
AUGGAUAUGUUUAUUCUUGAUCAAUCACAUAUGAUCUGCUCCGAGCAAGUAUCCAUAUCAUCAUUGAAUAGCACGGCGGUGUGUCUGCAAGAUUUUCGUUCCGAACCUUGCCAAGUAUGUGGAGAAAAUGCAAGCGGAUGGCAUUGUGGUUCAAUUACAUGUGAGGCAUGUAAAAAAUUUUUUCUUCGAUCAGUUAAUGGCGAAUAUCUUAAAUAUAAAUGUAUACGAGAUAAAAAAUGUAUUAUUACACGUGCGACACGAACUCAAUGUCAAUGCUGUCGAUAUUCAAAAUGUAUUGCUAUUGGCAUGAAAAUCAUAGAGCAAAGUUCAAAUCCAAAAAUUGAAGAAAUCUUUAAAGAAAUUCCAUGCGCUGUUUGCCAAUCGGCAUCAUCAGGCAUACAUUUUGGUGCAACAACAUGUGAAGGUUGUAAAGGAUUUUUUCGCCGAAUGACGAAAGAGAAUACACCACAAAAUUAUAAAUGUUCAGAAAGAAAUAAUUGUGAAAUAAAUGCUUUGACCAGAAAUAUGUGUCGAGCUUGUCGUUUUCGAAAAUGUCUUAUGGCAGGAAUGUCUAUUGAAGGUUCACGUAUUGGUAGACAAUCGAAUUUAUUUAAACAUAAGAUGGUCGAAAUGCAACGUCGAGGUGUAGUUCAAUCAAAAUUAUGUCAUAUAUUAACGUCAAAUUUAAAUCAUACUAGAAAAAAAAUACCACAUAUCAAUCAAGAACCAUUAAUUAUGGUAUCUUUAAAAGAUAACCUUGAAUCUCACAUAUUUGAACAAAUAUCGCAUAUUGAAAAUGCUUAUAUCAGUCAACUUAAAGAACUUCCAUUUUGUUCAAAUGAAAUAAAUGAUUUAUGGAUGAUUUGUACAUCUCAACUGCAAGAAUAUUCAAAUCGUGUUCGAGCGUUUAUUGAUCGGAUUCCAAAUUUUAAUUCUAUUAAUUUUAUUGAGAAAACAUCAAUUAUUCAUUUAUCAACUCAUUCGGUUAUUCUAAUGUGCCUUUGUAUACAAUCGUUACGCUCAGGAAUAGUAAAUUCCAACUGGAAUUAUUUAAAUAUUUCAUUCGAUUCAUCACAUAGUCAAUAUUUACAAGACCAAUAUCCAUUUUUCUUCGAAUUAAAUCGUUUAACAUAUUCAUUUGAAAAAGAACUUCAAAUUUUUGAACUUGAUGAUAAAGAAAUAGCACUGAUGCUUACUUUACUUAUAACUUCCAUUGGAAACAAUAAAUCAAAAGAAAUCGAAUAUCUUGAAGAAGAACUUUUUAGCAUUUUAUAUGAUUACAUGGCCGUUAAACGUGGUAUGAAUAAUAAAGAUUACUUUAUUUUAACAAUACAAAUUCCAUUUUUACAUCGUAUCAAUAAUUUAAUAUUAACAAAUAUAAGUAAUUUGAAAUGUUCCUUAUCUUAUGAAUUGUAA